AGGCCCUGGAUCUGGGGUGCUACGGGAGCCGAUGCGUUGAGGUCCCGGAGGCUCCCUGAGCAAGGUCUCCAUGGCAGCGCUGACCGCAUCCGCGCCCCCCACGCCCGGCCACGGCCCCGUGGACCGCGCGCGGAGACCGAGCGGUCGCGGCUGGCAGCUCGUCGAGGUCAGCGCCGGGCAGGCGUCGAGCGUGCUGUCGAAGUCCCGGUCCGUGCCCGUGUCGCCGAACAUCCCGCUCCUGAGGAGCCCCUCCACCGGGCCCGCCCUGCCGCCGGGGCAGCCCGACGUGGGGGCGGCCUGGGGCGGCCGAAGACCCUCUGGGGCGCGGGAGGCCGCGGCAUCGGCAUCCCCGCUGGUCGCCUACGCGCCGCCUCCCAGGGUUGGCGGGCGGUGGGCGGACCUCGUCCCCUCGCAGAGGGGCACCCCGACCAUGCCCCUGCUGCCGCCGCCCGCCGAGGGCCUCGGGCGGGAGGAGUGGCCGCUGCCCGGCGCCGGCGCCCCGGCGGCGGCGUCGUGGCGCGGCGCCGGGACGGGAGCGCCCGUCGAGGAUGGGGGCGACCUCGGGCAGAGAGCGCAGGACGAGCCUUUCAACCCCGAGGAUUUCCGGCCGGAGUACUUCUCCGGGGACUGGCUGGACAACCUCGGGCACCAGAUCUCGGUCAUGCCCCUCGAGCAGCGGGGCGGUGGCCGGCGGGGCCGCCGGGACCGAGACGGCGGGCGCAAGAAGGAGCCCGAGCGGGUGGCCUUCCUUGCAGUGCUGUCGAAGCCCGGCGUGCCGGACAAGCGCUUCACCAUCGCCAAGGACCGAAGCAGGAAGGAGUGGACCUGCGGCAACGGCACCCUCAUGCGCGAGGAGAGCGGCGUCGAGGUCCUCCACUGGCAGGCCGGGGACGGGCGGGUCAGCACCUGGUCCCGCGAGGGCUGCGUCUACUUCGACGCCCCCCCGGGCGAGCAGGGCAUGCCCGAGGGGGGCAUGAUGGCCGACCAGCACCAGAGCUGGACGAUGCCGAUGAUCUUCACGCUGGUGCCGAGCGAGGCCCCUGGGGCGCGGCGCGCUCUCAAGCCGCAGCGUCUCGAGCCAGAAC
Messenger RNA from Prorocentrum cordatum, 1085 nucleotides. The record is from the annotation of a GenBank genome assembly. NCBI's taxonomy places the organism in Eukaryota, Dinophyceae, Prorocentrales, Prorocentraceae.